This is a messenger RNA of Chaetomium strumarium, 1739 nucleotides long. RefSeq names its product SNF2 family N-terminal domain-containing protein. Gene Ontology annotation, cellular component: nucleus. NCBI's taxonomy places the organism in Eukaryota, Fungi, Ascomycota, Sordariomycetes, Sordariales, Chaetomiaceae. The transcript has 7 exons. Gene Ontology annotation, biological process: DNA repair. Bases 221 to 1534 code for a protein of 437 amino acids. The record is from RefSeq and is a predicted model, not a curated record. Gene Ontology annotation, molecular function: ATP binding; ATP-dependent chromatin remodeler activity.
UCAUGAUGGUCGGCAUCAUCGACGCCACCAUUUCAUUGCACCCUCGUUGUCAAGGCUCACAAGUAACGGAGAGUGUGCCUCUCAAUCAAUGUGUACGGACCGCUAUUAAGUGCAGAUCACGUUGGCCGUAUGCUCUCUGCGGCUUCCGCCUUCCUUCAGCAUCCAUUCUUCCUGGAGCCAGGCAAAGAAUACUUCAACCCCCAGAUGUUCAGGAUCGGAGAUGAGAUACGUAAACCUUACACACUUGGUCAGCUUGACUGAGAAGGAUCUCAACGCCAAGACUAUUUCCGACGAGGUCGAUGACAUUCUUGGGUCCCUCGAUGGCGGCAACGUUUCGGAUGACAUUGACUUCGAAGUGGGCAUUUCGGAGGUUGCUCUGCGUACUUCCUUGACCGAUCACCAGCGGACUGCACUGAGGUUCAUCCGAGGGAGGGAGACCCACGAGCGGUGUCAGGAGAUGCACCAAAACUUUCGGCUCGUGACAGGUACAUCAUCCCACGCUGACGUCCCCUCGUACUUGACCGGAGGUAUACUGGCCGACGUGAUGGGACUCGGCAAAACUCUAUCCAUGAUAUCUGCCAUCCUUUCGUCGCUGCACAUUUCUCGCCAAAGGCCUUCCUACCCUGACGGUGCAGCCUACCUGGCUACUGAUGUCGACGGAUCCUGCUUCAAUACCGGAGCAACGUUAGUCGUUGUGACGUCUAUGCAGGUUCUGAAGGUUUGGGAGACGGAAAUCGACAAGCACGUCGAGCCCAACACACUCAAGACAGUCAGAUUUCAUGGCAAGGCCCGCCCGACAUCACCUAGCCAGUUGAUUGAUCAUGACAUUGUCUUUACCACAUAUGGGACACUAUCAGCUUCGUACAAGAAAUGCGGUGUGUUACACCAGGUAAACUGGUACAGGGUCGUGCUGGACGAAGCACAUUGGAUCCGAAACGAAAACUCGACACAGUACAAGGCCGCGACUAGUCUCAAGUCGGUGCGCCGCUGGUGCCUCACAGGAACUCCAAUCGCGAACAAGUUGGGCGACCUCGUCUCCUUACUUCGAUUCCUUCACUUCGGGCCAUUUUCGUCCCCUGUUGUUUUCAAUCAGUACAUCCUUCAACCCCUACGAGAAGAUUCAGGGAGCGGAGCCCUUAGACUGAGAGCGUUACUGCGCACGAUUUGCCUUCGACGGGACGAAAGACUCCUGAAACUCCCCAAGACCAGGCUCGAACAGAUCGAGGUGACACUACAGCAGGAAGAGCAACAGCUGUAUAGCGACAUCAUGACCCAAUGUGCCCGCGUCAUUGACGAGGUUGUCAGCUCUCGGGCCAAUGUCAAAAAGUAUGGCGUCCUCUUUGCAGUCACUGUGAAACUUCGAAGACUGUGCAACCACGGCGCCUUCACCAUCACGUCAACACGGGUCUCUAGUACUGGAGUCGAAUCAACUUUAGAGCGAGACGAAGGCUGCGACUUCUGCAAUGGUGCGAUGAGGACAACUUGGAGCUUGUCGUUCAUGGUAAACUUUGCUCCGAGUGCGGUAGGCAGCUAGCCCCUACGAACUGUGUGCAGACUCCGACAGCACCGAGAAGAUCGCCUUUGUUCGAGUAUGCGACAACCACACACAACCUGAACGCGAAUCGAGCUGGCGCCAGGGAAUUGAUAGGAGGUGUUUCAACAAAGGUGCAGGCAGUGAUACGCAAACUGAGUCAGCUUGGCCACGGUUCGAAGAGUCUCGUUUUCUCAUACUGGACGUC